AUGAAUAAUUUCAAGUAUCUCAGCAGUAAUGGAGAAGGUUCAUCCACUAAUUUAGGAAAAAGAAAGGCAGCCGAAAUUGAUGAUGGUUCAUCAACUGGAGGAAAAAGGAAAGAGACAAGAAAAGAAAAAUUUAGACAAAAAACUAAAGAAAGGAUUAAACGAGCUAUAACUGAGCGCAUGUAUUUGGUUGGACAUAAGGAAAUCAACUUCACACAACGUGAAUACACAAUUUUAGGUCCAACUGGAUGUGUUCACACUACUGCAAUUACAAAUAUUCUCUCAUGUUCCUGCCCUGAUUUCCAAAAAGUUUUGAAAGUAGAUCAUAACAGUAAACUCAUUUACCAGAAAGCACUACUAACAAAUGAGUUAAGAUCAAUUUUUGAUAAGGCACCUCGAAUUCAUUUGCCAAGUAAAAAAUUUAUUAAUCAACUUGAAGAAACCAUUGUUUCAAUAAAACGACGUCGAAAAAUAGGUGAUGAUUGUCCAAUCUGGUAUGGAGAAGAUUUAGUUUGGUGCCAAAGUGGCUGUGGAAAUAAUAUACAUCGAAAUUGUUUCAAUCAAUGGAAACAAAUAAAUCCAACAGUAAAAUAA
This is a messenger RNA of Diversispora eburnea, 591 nucleotides long. The record is from the annotation of a GenBank genome assembly. NCBI's taxonomy places the organism in Eukaryota, Fungi, Glomeromycota, Glomeromycetes, Diversisporales, Diversisporaceae.